AUGGACUUCUACGAACUUCCUGGCCAGAUGACGGUCUGGCUUGAUGCUGCAUCCAACACUUUCCAGAGAGUUCCUGGGUCUGCUGUCCUGAUCCGAUACGUCCGCUCUAGCUACCAGAACGACCCCGUCCGCUCAGCUAUUGAGCUAAUUCUCGUCAUUUUCUUUAUACGCUAUCUCCUGUCCCCUUCGUACUCGACCUCUAAGCAGAACUUUAUCAAGCUUAGCGAAGAAGAAAUUGACGAACUUGUCGACGAAUGGACGCCCGAACCUUUGGUCGCUCCUUUGACCCCUCUCGAGGAGAUGGAGACAGAGUCUCUUCCUGUUGUUGUCGGUCCGACCGGCCCCAAGUGCAAACUGUCUAACGGACGCACGGUCGCCAACUUGGCUUCUUCCAACUUUUACAACUUCAAUGCCAACGAGAUCAUCAAGGAGAAGGCCAUCCAGACGCUUCGAACAUAUGGCGUGGGCCCCUGUGGCCCGCCACAGUUUUACGGCACCCAGGACGUUCACAUGAAGACCGAGGCAGAUAUUGCUGCCUAUCUUGGCACGGGCGGUUGUAUUGUGUACGCCCAGGCCUUCUCGACCAUUUCCAGCGUGAUCCCGGCUUUCUGCAAACGUGGCGACGUCAUUGUGGCCGACCGUGCUGUCAACUACGCCAUCCGAAAGGGCCUGCAGAUCUCCCGCAGUAACAUUCGCUGGUACAAUCACGGCGAUAUGGAAGACCUCGAAUCCCAAAUGAAGAAAAUCACUCUGGAGCAGGCCCGCAAGAAGAAGCUGACACGCCGAUUCAUUGUGACGGAGGCUCUUUUCGAGAAUAUUGGAGAUGCCACAGAUCUUCCAAAGCUUAUUGAGCUCAAGGAGAAGUACAAGUUUCGCAUCAUCCUCGAUGAAACUUGGUCUUUCGGGGUACUUGGCCGUACCGGUCGUGGUUUGACCGAAGCCCAAAAUGUGGAUCCCUCGCAGAUCGACAUGAUUGUUGGGUCUUUGGCUGGGCCUCUUUGCGCUGGGGGUGGCUUUUGUGCUGGUGAAAGGGAUGUUGUAGAGCACCAACGAAUCACGGCUGCCGCAUACACAUACUCUGCGGCCCUGCCGGCACUUUUGGCCACAACUGCGAGCGAGUCCAUCAGCCUGCUUCAAUCUAGCCCCGAAAUCUUGCAACAGUGCCGAGAAAAUAUCAAGGCAAUGAAAGCGCAGCUUGAUCCCCGGAGCGACUGGGUCACGUGCACAAGCGCCCCUGAAAAUCCGGUCAUGCUUCUAGUUCUGAAACCUGACGUUGUUCGGAGCAGGAGACUCACCGUGGAAGACCAGGAAAGACUGCUACAGGAGUGUGUGGAGGAGUCGCUUACCAAUGGUGUGUUGAUUACAAGACUGAAGACCCAACCCAUAACCAGUGGCAUGACUUCGGCCGAGCUCACUGAGUGGCCCGUUUCGCCUGCGCUCAAGGUUUGUGUUACUUCAGGCUUGUCCAAGAAGGAUAUCGAGAAAGCUGGAGUGACGAUUCGCCAUGCUAUCACUAAGGUUAUGUCACGCAGAGCAAGCAGCAAACUUGGCCUGCCAGUCGCCGCGUAA
Sporothrix brasiliensis 5110 is the source of this 1569-nucleotide messenger RNA. Its product is annotated as serine palmitoyltransferase. Gene Ontology annotation, cellular component: endoplasmic reticulum. The coding region runs from base 1 to 1569 and encodes 522 amino acids. The record is from RefSeq and is a predicted model, not a curated record. The transcript is spliced from 5 exons. Gene Ontology annotation, biological process: ceramide biosynthetic process; sphingosine biosynthetic process. Gene Ontology annotation, molecular function: serine C-palmitoyltransferase activity; pyridoxal phosphate binding. NCBI's taxonomy places the organism in Eukaryota, Fungi, Ascomycota, Sordariomycetes, Ophiostomatales, Ophiostomataceae.